UGAUCACAGAGCGCUCAGAGGUUUGGUUAACCACAGGCUUGAGAAAGGAGCAUGGUAGAAGAACCUUUUGUGAGUUUUCUAAUGGAACUUGAAACUGCAUAAUAGUCCAGCAUGUGAUAUGAAACAGAAGGAAAAAUACAUUCCAGCAGUAUGGGCAGUCGAUACAAUGCUGAAAUGUGGAAGAUCUGGAACGAUACUGCAGGAAAUCUCUUGGGGAUGUGUUGCAGACACGAACGUGAACUUCCUAUUUUAGCCCUGCUCUGAUAUUUUCAGCUCUUAAGCAACACGUUCCUUGCAAGUAGAAAACAGGAGUACGAGCUAGAGAACACCGAAUAAUGUGUAGAUAUUUCUAAUCGAGGAGAGAAAGGACGACAUGGCAGUGCAUGCUUCUCUUAAUGGGACAACAGCCAUCCCAUGGAGAAGCAGCAGGAGGAGACUUUCACUGCUGGAAAAACUGAGGGGCUGUCAGGAUGCCUGGUGUCCUGGGGCCCCCUGGGACAGAGAGGGGGCCCACGCUGCUAUCCGAGGAGCACCAGCUGGGAGUUUCCUGGUUGUGCGGGACUCUGUGACGUCUCGGCCCUGCCUACUGUGUGUGUCUGCAGGAGAUCAGCAUGGAGAAGUUCUUGAUUAUAAUAUGAACUGCACGGGGACAGCCUUCCAGCUUGCUGAAUCUCGUCUGUCUUUCUCUGAUUUGCCUCAGCUGGUGCUGUUCUACUCUCUGACCAGGGAUGUGUUGGCUGUCUGCCUGUCCAUUCCCUGUAGGAUCUACUGUACAACAGAGAUGAACAAAGAUCAUCUCUCCCAGCUUGAACCUAAAGCUUGGUUGUCCACACCGCCUGAGCAACAGACUGGAGAAAUGCCCAACAUGGAGCCAAGCCAUGUGAUGUGCUCCAUUCAGCUGACUUCCUCCAGUGGAGCCCUGUGCAUCAUAAAUCCCCUCUAUCUUCAUGAACAUGGAGACGACUGGCUGACUUACAGGCCAGCACCUUUACAGCCAUCAAAUAUCCGGCGAGAGCGACGUCUCAGCACCACCCGGACUUGGGCCGGAGCCGGAAUACAAAGCAAACGAACCAUCUCAUUGGACCAGGAAUCCAAAGCUGCCAUUACAGAGGGUUCAGGUCUAACCAGAGCUCGGUCCGCUGAUUCCCCACUCACACCACAGACACCAACAGGAGUGGUUCUCAGGAGGCCCAGCCGGGAUUUUGCAUGUGCUGCCCCUCAGAGAGCGAGCACAGGAAGUCUUUCUACUCCCACCUUGCCAGGAACGCCUGAGCAGCACCGUCACAGCAGCCCUGUGCCUCAGUCUCCUCACAGAGUGUCCUGGAUUGAAGAUGGAGUUUGGUUGCCUCCACCCAGGCCUUCGUCCUUGCUCCAUCCCCCAUCGCUGGAACUCGAUUCACUGUCAAUUAGCAGCAUAGAGGAAGAGCAGGAGUCCCAAAUGGCAGGCCUCCCAACCCACCACCCUUCAGCACAUCGAUUGGCUGGAAAGGUCAUCAACCGUCUAUCGGCUGUGGGCCAGGCGCUCGGUGGGCUGGUGUCCCAGAAGAAAAAACUGACCAAUCGAGUGGUGGAGCUGAGCGAGAGAAAAGGGACUGCAUUUGGAGAGGCUGUUAAAGGAUUUGUGGAGCUGACUCUAAAGGGAGGUUCUGAUCCCAGUGGGCUGAUGGGAGCAGAGUUCCUACAGGAAGUGAGGUCAUCACUCUCGUCAAUUAGGGAGAUCCUGUUAGACUACCAAGACAUUCAGGCAAUACUGGACAGCAUCUCUGACUUAAAUGACUCUGAGAUUGACUCCCUGGUGGAGCUCUCCCUCCACAAAGUGGCCUUGAAGCCCGUCUGCUCCCAUCUCUACUCCUGCAUUCACACCUCCCGGACUAAUGACGGCAUCUUCCAGCGUCUCCAGGGAAACUUCCUAGUGCUAGAAAAGAACAGCGUUGAAGAACUUGGUGGAUCAAAAGGAGUCGGAGUCCCUGAUUCUGUCACAUUGGAGAGAAUACAACAGAGAUGGGCGAGUAUGCAUGAGACCUACUCUCCAAACAAGAAGAUCCAGAUUCUUCUCAAAGUCUGCAAGAGCAUUUACCACAGCAUGAGUGCUAAUGCUACUUCUAGCGCAGGAACAGUGUUUGGAGCAGAUGAUUUCUUGCCUUGUUUGACUUGGGUUCUGCUCCGUAGCAACUUGGUCACCUUACAGGUGGACACAGACUACAUGAUGGAGCUGCUGGACCCCACACAGCUACAGGGAGAAGGUGGCUACUACCUUACAACUCUGUACGCCUCUCUCUUCUACAUCAGCAGCUUCCAGCCACGGCUGGCUGCCCGCCAGCUCAGCGUGGAGGCCCAACACUCGAUUAACCAAUGGCAUCGCAGACGCACACUCCACUGCAACAAGUCUCGUCGCAGCCUGCACCGACGGACGAUUCGCAGGCAGAUGGCCAAACAGAAUGCGGAGACAGAAACUGAGAGCAAGAGUGAAAGUGGGAGAGAAAAUGAAUAUGAAAACGCAGAUAUUUCAGAGAAGCAGACAGAAAUUAGCACAGAUGUUUACUGGUUGCCAAGUGAUAAUGCAGAGUGUGAACAGGAACUGGAAGACCAGCCACAGACCACUGUGCAAACAGACCUUCGACCUGCAAUUCAGCAAGAAGUGACGACCCACAAACAGGAAGACAGGCAGAGAGUUUGCACAGAAACAGAGGAGGGCAUAGAUGAUUCUGAUGGAGAGCUGAAAGAAGACCUGAGGUGACAAACUUUGCUGCCAAUAAAGUAUGCAUUGGGAGACUGUCAAAGUGUUCUCCCUGGGUCAAACCCUUCCUAAACCUGCCUUAAUUCUUCAUCUAAAUAGACAUCAGUAUGGCAUUUAAAUUUUUACAUGAAAAGGUCCCUGAUGUGAAUCUUAGUUGGGGCCUUUCUGAGUGGUGCUUUCAUGUUCGCCCCAUGCCCCAUGUGAGUUUCCCCUGUGUGAACCAAUUUCCUAUUUCUGGUUAGUUGGUGAUAUUAAGUUGACUUGUGAAAGUGUAUCUAUGUUUGUUUCUCCUAGCUGGAGACCUGUGAAGAUAUUUAGUCCAAAGUGCACGCAGUUGCCUCUAUCUCUGAACACUGAGAAGCACAGUCAGGAAAUUAAACAAGAUGCUUAAAUUAGUGUUUGUCGUUCAAAGUCUUAAGGUGAAAUGCCUUGCAAAAUGAUUCAUACCCCUUGAACUUUUUUAACAUUUUGUGAUGUUAUGACAAGCAUAUAUCAUGUGUUAGAAGGGAACAGUCAAAGUUCAGAUCUAAAUCAAACUGAGAAGCAAUGGCAAGGCUGGAUAGUUGAUGUUUGCAGAUGCUCUUUAUUCCAGUCUGGCUGAGCUUGAACGGUUUUGCAAUGAAGAAUUGGCAAAAAUAACCAAUUUGUAGAUGAGCUGGUCGAGACAUACCCUAAUGGACUUACAGCUGUAAUUUGGCUAAGGUAGUAUGAAUACAUAUGCAAACCACACUUUUCAAAUUUUUACUUGCAAACAAGCAUAAAACCCUUAAAUCAUUUUGCUUCCAUUUAAGAAUUAUUCAUUACUUUCCGUUGGUCUAUCUCACAAAAUCCCCCAAAUCCAUUAAAGUUUGUGGUUGUAAUGUGACAAAAUGUGAAAAUCAAAAAUGUACUUCACGUUUUACCUUUCUCCUCUCUAAUUAUUGUAUGUUUGGUUUCUUGAACUGUUACAGUCUACAUAACAGCUGCUGGGAGUUUUGAUUUAAACAAACAUUGUGUUUCUAUAAGCUUGGUUUAACUGAUAUGUACCCAGACACCAUAUUACACCCUCAGUGUUCCCUCUCAGCCCAGAGUUGCACCCUUAAUGGAACGAUUUACAUCCGUGAAAGUGAUGAAAGCAGAAUCACCAGAGACCAAUCCUUUUUUUUCCAAGGUCCCUCUUAGAAAAGAGAUUUUAAAUCUCAAUGAGGUUUUAUCUGGAUAAAUAAAUGUUUAUCAUUAUAAUUAUUUUCAGUAUUUUAUCAUUAUCAUAAAAUCCACAGGACCAGUAUAUUUUGGUAGCCUACCAGAAAACCCAGGACAUACUUUAUCGCUGUCAGAUGGAAAAUUCCGAUCUCUAAAAAGCAAACAAAACCCCACAAAUUGUUCUGCUUUUAAAACAAAUAAACACAGUGUGGUCACCUUUAAAAGCUAUUUUGUGAUAUUUCCCACUGAUUGUUUACCAGUGGGACCACUGAUAGGUGAUCACCCUGACCAGGAAUCUGUAUUUCUUCAUGUAUCACCUAAGAUGUAGUGACUAAUAUCACUAUUAAGGUUAAAUCCUUUUAAAUAUGCAAAUGUAUUUAAUGUUAAAUUAAUUUUGGUGAUUAGAUUAAAGGAAUACACUGAUGCUGUUUCUAUUUCAUUUCAAAUAGGCAGCUGUUUUAGUUAGAAGCAGUAGUAGCUUUAUCACUGUACAUCAUCAGAUAGUUGUCAAGAGUUAUUAUAAGUCAGUACUAUUUAACUAAGAUUUAUUUGCUUGAGGUUAUAUGUGUCUGUGUAGCAAACCCAAGCUUUUAUUUAUCAAAGCAGUAGUGUUUUAUGGAUGUUAUCUGUAGCACUUUCACAAUUUCUGCUUUUAAAUAAAGAUCUCUUCUUCUCCCUGCUAA
This is a messenger RNA of Girardinichthys multiradiatus, 4602 nucleotides long. It is a transcript of the gene rinl, whose product is annotated as Ras and Rab interactor-like. NCBI's taxonomy places the organism in Eukaryota, Metazoa, Chordata, Actinopteri, Cyprinodontiformes, Goodeidae. Gene Ontology annotation, biological process: vesicle-mediated transport. The transcript has 11 exons. Gene Ontology annotation, cellular component: endocytic vesicle; cytosol. Bases 374 to 2737 code for a protein of 787 amino acids. The record is from RefSeq and is a predicted model, not a curated record. Gene Ontology annotation, molecular function: small GTPase binding; guanyl-nucleotide exchange factor activity.